AGCUCUUAUAACUAAUCAUAAGAACAUCCAUGGCAAUGUGCCUGCAGGUACUGAACCUAAUAAUCUACACAUGCAAGGACAAUGGACUAGUAACAAUCAUAAAAACACAUCUGUCAGUUCGAAGAACAUUCCAGCACAUCAGGGGUCAGAACCUAGCAGCUCAUGGCGGACAAAGUACUCACUGGUCAAUAAGAAACCCAUCAACACAUGUGGUGAGGCACCUGCUAAUGAAUCUCGAAGUGAGAUAAUGCCUGCUAAUAGACAUAAGUUAAGCACUGUUGGCAAAUAUGUAUUGGGGGCAAGUGGAUCAGAAGGAGGUAGCUUAAGGGGCAAGUCCUCCAGAUUAGUUCAAACAAAUCCAAAAGCACAGUCUUUACUGGCUCUGAAUUCUGAGCUGGAAUUGAAACACAAUAAGCUAUUAGCACUGAAGGAAAAGUUGCACAAAGUGAAAAUGGCAAGGACAAUGGACAGAAUAGGUGCCGUUACAUCUCUCUCUGCAGAAAGGCCUACAUUGAAAAGUAUGGGGAAGCAGGGUGAAGAAGGACAAGUGUGUAAAACAGCAGAACAAAUUAGUGUUGAAGUAACAGGAAAAACCGAGGUGAGGAUUCCUCUCAGCUGUCAAAGAGCAAAGCAUGGAUUGACAAAAAUCCAACCUGUUGGGCCAAGUUACUGUGCUAGUUCUGUUCCGGAGGCAUCAAUAUGCAUGCUUCCAAAAGUUUCUGUAAAGAGUAAAACCCAUUGCAUGGAUGGUGAUACAGUCGGGGGAUUUGUGGGUGAAUUCCAGCGAGUUGUUGAGUCAAGUGAUAAUGCCCACACCGGUCCUGAACCAUCAACAGGCAAGUCACCGAAACCAUCUCUAAUGCAUAAAAUUGCUGAGUUGGACAAACGUGCCAAGAAUUAUUGUAUAACCUUUGGAAAACAGCAGAAUAUUUUGAAUUCUGCAGAUCAAAUGCCAUGCAAUUCUUCCCCAAUUAAAAAAUCUAAAUACACAUGGCAAAAAAACAAUAUUGGUACAGAUUCUGGAUGUCAGAAUGAGACUUUGACGACAGUGAGGAAGUCAGUUUCAAUUAGUGUUUCCCAGGUUCAAACACAUGUCAUCGAAGGAUCUUUGAAAUCAAAAGCUCCACUUGCACACAAAGUACCGAAGAAGCAAAGGAAUAACGCUCCUGUUUGCAGCAGAGUGUGCAAGGGAAGAAAAGCAAAGUAUGUUUGGGUUUCAAACACUGCCAGAUCAAGCCAAGCUUCUAACCAAAUGACACUGAAGUCUAUCUCACCAAAGUUGAUUAAAAGUGCCACUCGGUGUGUUGCUAUGGGAGAUGAUGGUGCAGCACCCAAUCCAAGCCUGGAGCUCAGAUGUUCAGGAAAGCUGAAAAAGACCGGGUGCUCUCACAAGAGAGGAGCAUUGUCAAACAAGUACAACUGGAAAGCAGUGGAGACUGUUUCUCCUUCAAAGUCUCUCUAUCAGUGGGAGUCACAGCACUCAUACCAGUCAGAGUCUGCAGUACAUCGGAUACGAUCUAUAGCGCCAAAGAAGGCUGAGUCUGGUGCUGACAUCCCCAAAAAGACAUUGUGUGGGCCUGGGUCUUCUCAUUACAAAGUGAAGAGCAAAACUAAAAUUAUCAGAAGAAGUGGAAGUUUGAGUUCACCGACUGAGAAGAGGAUCAGCUUUACUGGACUGCCAAUGGUAAAAAAUCGGUACUUGCUCACCAAGAAGAGCCCUGUGUGUGGAAAGUCCUCCCUAAGUCUGAAAAGGACACCUGGGAAAGGAUUUGUGCAAAUCAGUAAACACAGGCUGAGGAGGCUGCCAUUAUCAGGACUGCAUGGAACUACAAAGCAAGGAUACAGGCCCAUUUUGCUCAGUCUCUCUUCGUACGUCGGUCUUGCCUUACUUGGAACAAAUCUGGUGAACCUUCUAUGGUAAUAAUAUAUUUCCUGAGAUGAGGAGAUCAAAACUGCACACAGCACUCCAGUGCAGUCUAGCCACGCUCCUGUACAAUUGAGGCAGGACUUCACUACUUCUGUAUUCAAAUCCUCUUGCGAUAAAGACUUCUUUCUGAAACAAUGGUUCUUUAUAAUUGUACACUAUAUUUGUAUUCUGUUGUCACUUCUGGAAUCAUUUUCUAGUACAGUUACUGGACAUCAGUUAUGUAGACUGCUGAGUAGGGCUUAGUAAUUUGUGUAUCAAUCUGUUAAUAAUAAAAUGACAGAUAAAUACCAGAUGAUGGCCCACAAUGAGAUUUAAGCUUCAUGACUCUGCACUGUGUUUUGAGAGGAAAUGGCUGACAUAUUUUCAGUGUCUCCAUAUUCUCCGUGACUGAGGCUCAGAACUUGGCAAGUAAUGCUCAAAGGUGAUGAGGCCUUCAGGUCAGUAAUGCAAUGAUUUUCUCUGAAAAUCCAGCAAAACCCAUGUGAGUGAAAACUGGAGAGAGAGGAACUUAUCUAGACUGAAAGACAAAUCU
Messenger RNA from Rhincodon typus (whale shark), 2459 nucleotides. RefSeq lists its product as uncharacterized. Bases 71 to 1921 code for a protein of 616 amino acids. The transcript is spliced from 3 exons. The record is from RefSeq and is a predicted model, not a curated record. Lineage: Eukaryota; Metazoa; Chordata; Chondrichthyes; Orectolobiformes; Rhincodontidae.